UACAGAAUUUAUGACGGGUCACGACUGUCUUUAGGUUAUCUGUGGAAUAAUUAACUCUUAAAUGUCAAAAACAGCUGUUUAUUGCUAUAAAAUAAAAUUAUAAAUAUAACCAAACAAAAUGAGAUUUACGAAACUAUGUCAUUGUUUAACAGUUAAAAGUACAUUGAUAAGCAAACGUGGCCUAGUAUCAAAGUCUAGUGAUAAGUGGCAAAGUGUAGUUGGUUUAGAAGUGCACGCACAAUUGAAUACUGAAUCAAAGUUAUUUUCUGGUGCUCAAAACACAUUUGGUGGUGUUGUUAACAAUUGUGUUUCCCUUUUUGACGCGGCUGUACCUGGAACAUUACCAGUAUUAAACAGAAAAUGUGUUGAACUAGGCAUUAAGACUGCUUUGGCCCUCUCAUGUAGAGUUAAUGAGGUGUCGACUUUCGAUAGAAAACAUUAUUUUUACGCCGAUUUGCCAGCCGGUUAUCAAAUAACACAGCAAAGAGCGCCCUUAGCUAGCGAUGGAGUUAUUAAUUUUCAGGUUUUCACACCCGGUAUUCACAAAAAGCCAUACAAGAAAAGUUCUAAGAUCAAGCAGAUACAGCUGGAACAGGACAGUGGCAAGUCCCUGCAUGACACAGAACUGAAGCAGAGUCUUGUGGACUUGAACAGAGCUGGCGCACCGCUCAUAGAGCUUGUCUUUGAGCCAGACUUGGAGGAUGGUGAGGAGGCAGCUGCAUUGGUUAAGGAGUUAGUGCUGAUUGUGCAGCGUCUCGGUGCGUGCACAGGGCGUAUGGAAGAGGGAGCGCUUCGUGUUGACGCUAAUGUGUCGCUCCGGCGCCCCGGCGACCCACUCUCCACUCGUACUGAGAUAAAGAAUAUUGGUUCGAUACGCGGCGUGGCAGGAGCAAUACGGCAUGAGAUUGAAAGGCAAAGGGUGAUUUUAGAAAAUGGCGGACGCAUCAUCAACGAAACUCGUUCGUGGGAUGCGGCCGAAAAAGUCACCAUAUCCAUGCGAGACAAAGAAGUGGUCCAGGAUUACAGGUACAUGCCAGAACCCAACCUACCGCCGCUCCGUGUCAACCUAAAAACCAAAGACGACCAUCAUGACGUCCUCAGCGUACCACUCAUACAAGAGCAAAUACCAGAGCUGCCCGAACAGACGCGACUAAAUCUAAUGCAACAAUACCAACUGCGGCCCGACGCGGUCAUACAGCUCGUCAACGAACCGACGCUUCUAGAAUAUUUCCAACAACUCAUAGCAGACAAACCAAGAAAUCCAACUAAAGUUUCCAACUUCUUACUUAAUGAAUUAUUAAUGGUACUUAACAAGAGAAAACUAGAUGUAGACGACUGCACAAUAACAGUAAAACAGAUAAGGGAACUAACUGAUAUGCUCCUGCAAAAUGAAAUUAAUUUGGAAACCGGCAAAAACAUUUUAGACGAACUCUUAGAAUUAGCGGAUGAUGACGCAUCGCCUUUAUCGAUAGUUGAAGAUAAGGGUUGGAAGCAAGUUACCGAUGAAAAAGAAAUAACUAAAAUGUGCAUUGAAAUUGUAGAAAACAACCCAAAACUUGUAAAGCAGUAUAAAGAUGGAAAAGUAAAAGUAUUGAAAGCUUUAUUAGGCAUAUUGUCUAAGAAAUCUCAAAAUAAAAUCAACAUGGCACUAGCUUCUAGUAUAUUGGAGGAGGUGUUAAAAAAAUGAAUUUUUAAUGUGUAAAAAAUAAAAAAUAUUCAAUGAU
This is a messenger RNA of Manduca sexta (tobacco hornworm), 1724 nucleotides long. It is a transcript of the gene GatB, whose product is annotated as glutamyl-tRNA(Gln) amidotransferase subunit B, mitochondrial. Gene Ontology annotation, molecular function: glutaminyl-tRNA synthase (glutamine-hydrolyzing) activity. The coding region runs from base 119 to 1687 and encodes 522 amino acids. The transcript is spliced from 5 exons. Gene Ontology annotation, biological process: mitochondrial translation; glutaminyl-tRNAGln biosynthesis via transamidation. Lineage: Eukaryota; Metazoa; Arthropoda; Insecta; Lepidoptera; Sphingidae. The record is from RefSeq and is a predicted model, not a curated record.